Cottoperca gobio is the source of this 1096-nucleotide messenger RNA. It is a transcript of the gene skp1, whose product is annotated as S-phase kinase-associated protein 1. Gene Ontology annotation, biological process: ubiquitin-dependent protein catabolic process. The record is from RefSeq and is a predicted model, not a curated record. The transcript is spliced from 6 exons. The coding region runs from base 208 to 699 and encodes 163 amino acids. Lineage: Eukaryota; Metazoa; Chordata; Actinopteri; Perciformes; Bovichtidae.
AACGGGAAAAGCAACCUUCACGCGUCCACCCCAUGGUCCUGCCCCUUUCUCCUCCGGUAUCCGACAAAGCGGUCUUCAGCCUCCGGGAGGCAGGUUCUCGUCGAUCCAGUGACUUCCAGCCGUUGUCGGUGCCUCCGUGUCUGUCAGGCCCUGCUGUUGACUACAGAGGAAUUCUACCUCUGGAUCUGAGUUAAAACAUUUACGAUAAUGCCCACAAUAAAAUUACAGAGCUCCGAUGGGGAAAUCUUCGAGGUGGAUGUUGAGAUAGCCAAACAGUCUGUCACCAUCAAGACGAUGUUAGAAGAUUUGGGAAUGGAUGAUGAAGGAGAUGAUGACCCAGUUCCCCUCCCUAAUGUUAACGCUGCCAUCCUCAAGAAGGUGAUUCAGUGGUGCACCCAUCACAAAGAUGACCCUCCUCCCCCUGAGGAUGAUGAGAACAAGGAGAAGAGGACGGAUGACAUUCCUGUAUGGGACCAGGAGUUCCUCAAAGUGGACCAAGGCACCUUGUUUGAACUCAUUCUGGCCGCCAACUAUUUGGACAUCAAAGGUCUGUUAGAUGUCACCUGCAAGACGGUGGCCAACAUGAUUAAAGGCAAAACCCCGGAGGAGAUCAGGAAGACUUUCAACAUCAAAAAUGAUUUCACAGAGGAAGAAGAAGCCCAGGUACGCAAAGAGAACCAGUGGUGUGAAGAGAAGUAAAGGGGACGGUCCUGCCAACACUACCACACUGAAAAGGAAUUGUCUCUGCUAACUGGUUGCACUGGCAUUGUUCAUACUUGUCAAUAUUUACAUUUAGUAUAUUUAGAGCCACACACACCCCCCCCCCCCCCUUCCCUCCCCUCAAUUUCUGUAUACCAAUAUGAGCAUUUUAACUUGCCUGUGUGUUAUUAAUUUAAACCAAGAAGCUCUUUUCUGUUUCCACAGACAUGUUGUGUAUUCACAUAAACAAAUAGUCCUGGUUUCACGGCUUUGUACCCUUAAGGAUUAGAAGAAGUUUCCCUAUUAUUAAUUGCUAUGGUUGUCUUUUUUACUGGACAUGUUUUGUUUUUCUUUUAGGGUUAAUUGAUUUAAAUAAAAUGGCUUUUUUGACAAUGGA